Messenger RNA from Raphanus sativus (radish), 1794 nucleotides. Its product is annotated as probable protein S-acyltransferase 7. Bases 213 to 1550 code for a protein of 445 amino acids. Gene Ontology annotation, cellular component: Golgi apparatus; endoplasmic reticulum. The record is from RefSeq and is a predicted model, not a curated record. The transcript is spliced from 5 exons. Gene Ontology annotation, biological process: protein targeting to membrane; peptidyl-L-cysteine S-palmitoylation. Gene Ontology annotation, molecular function: protein-cysteine S-palmitoyltransferase activity. NCBI's taxonomy places the organism in Eukaryota, Viridiplantae, Streptophyta, Magnoliopsida, Brassicales, Brassicaceae.
GGGGGGGGAGGGAACGGCCCACCAUUAGAACUGGGGGGCAAAAAAAAAACCCUUGUUUUUCGCUGGCUUACUCGUGUUCCUUUGUCGGCUUACUUCGCCGGGAAUCUGAAGUAUCCAUUGGCCGGAUACUUUUAUUCCUCCUUACCUGAUACCCUUCUUCUUCUUUGUGCGCUCCCAUUUUGAAGCUCACAGCUCCUUGGUAGAGAGGAGAUAUGUAUGUAGUGCCUCCGCCUGAGCGAUCCGAUUCUGGAACCAAAAGUGAUCUAAGGGUUUAUCAAUCUUGGAAAGGCAGUAAUAUAUUCUUUCUACAGGGAAGAUUUGUAUUUGGACCAGACGUUAGAUCAUUGGCGCUGACAAUAUGCCUCAUUGCCAUCCCCGUUACAUUUUUCUGCAUCUUUGUCGCCAGGAACCUUAUGGAUGACUUCUCUGAUUACUGGGGAGUAUCUAUCCUAGCUGUCGCCGUCGUCUUCACCAUUUAUGAUAUAAUUCUUCUGCUGCUUACAUCCGGAAGAGACCCAGGAAUCAUCCCGAGAAAUCUUCAUCCUCCAGAGCCUGAACCCCUUGAUACCAACAACAUGGAUGCAGGAGCUGGCCAGACUCCUCAGCUCCGGCUUCCUCGGAUUAAGGAAGUUGAGCUUAAUGGGAUUACGUUUAAGGUCAAGUACUGUGACACUUGCAUGCUCUAUAGGCCGCCUCGCUGUUCUCAUUGCUCUAUCUGCAACAACUGCGUUGAGAAGUUUGACCAUCAUUGCCCUUGGGUUGGCCAAUGUAUAGGGCUGAGGAACUACAGAUUCUUCUUCAUGUUUGUCUUCUCCACGACACUUCUCUGUAUAUACGUGUUUGCCUUCUGCUGGGUUUACAUAAGGAAGAUCACUGAAUCAGAGCAUACAACCAUCUGGAAGGCAAUGCUGAAAACUCCUGCCUCCAUUGUUCUGAUAAUCUACACAUUCAUAGCCAUGUGGUUUGUUGCUGGCUUAACAGCUUUCCAUCUUUAUCUCAUCAGCACAAACCAGACUACAUAUGAGAAUUUUCGAUACAGAUAUGAUCGGAGAAGCAACCCACAUAACAAGGGAGUGGUUGAUAACUUCAAAGAAACAUUUUGUUCAGCAAUCCCUCCUUCGAAGAACGACUUUAGAGCUAUGGUACAUGGUGAAGAACCUCCGUUGCCUCCUAGAUCUGUGGCAGGUGGGUUUAUGAGUCCAAACAUGGGUAAAGCCAACAAUGAUGACAUUGAAAUGGGGAGGAAAGCUGUUUGGGCAGACAUGGGUUCAGAAGAACAUGGCGACGCCAAAAAUGGUAACGAUGAACGGUUACAUGUUAGGGACAGGGACGGUGAGUUAGGUGAGCUGUCUCCGGACGUUAGGACAACAGUUGAUGAACAGAGUGAUAGGCAUGGUGUGAGGCGGUCAAGCUGGGGAAGGAAAAGCGGAAGCUGGGAUAUGUCGCCAGAAGUUAUGGCCUUAGCAGCCAGAGUAGUGGAACAACAGAACCAGAACGGUGGAGGAAGCAGCAGUGGAAGCGGUCUAGCGGCUGAGAACCGGCCUACCUAGUCAGAGAUACACACGGUUUAGUACGGAAGAGAGACAGAACAGAGAUGAAGUUCAGUGAUGGUGAAUGCAGGGUUUAGAGGAAAUGCUUUUUGUGAUGGAUGUGCAAAGUGUUUGUGUUGGGUUUGUUGUAUUAAGCAAAAGGUUGAAUUGGUGUGUUGUUUUACUAGUUUUUAUGAGUGAGCUUUAUUCUGGAUUUUUCAGACAGUUAUUUUUUAGUUGUGUUCAUACAUUUAUGGUUUAACCA